AUGGAGUGGGUGAACCCCUCGGGGAGACUGAAGCCCAACAGAUGGAGCCAAGCGGUGCCAGAGGGGCGCAGCAGCUGCUUCAGGUGCCCUGCUCCAGGAUGUGAGCUCAUAGAGACCCCAAAUCAAGAUUUAACAGACUUCACCAAAUGUCUUCAGAUACUCCAGCAGAGGAUAGUGAAGAAAGGCUUACAGUAUAGUGGUGAAAGGCAAGAAUUUGGUCACAGGAGAACUGAGAGAAGUAUAGACUCCUCCUACUCUUUUCGCCUUGAAGCCACUUUGGGCCUUUUUGAAUACUUGGCUGUAUUGAGAGCAUGUGCUGAUGGAGGUGCUAAUCACUUGUAUCGCAUCACAGAAGGAAAUCGUGAAAGUUUUUUGCCUGAUUUUAUCAGUGGGGACUUUGACUCUAUUAUGCCCGAAGUAAAGGAGUAUUACACAGUCAAGGGAUGUGAGCUCAUAGAGACCCCAAAUCAAGAUUUAACAGACUUCACCAAAUGUCUUCAGAUACUCCAGCAGAGGAUAGUGAAGAAAGGCUUACAGAUUGAUGUGAUUAUAACUUUGGGUGGACUUGAAGGUCGAUUUGACCAAAUCAUGGCAACUGUGGAGACUCUCUUUCAUGGAAUUAAGAUAACACCCUUUCCCAUCGUAGUAAUUCAGGAGAGGUCCCUGAUAUACCUGCUGCAACCUGGAAAGCAUAAAUUGCAUGUAAACACAGGACUAGAAGGCAAAUGGUGUGGCCUCAUUCCUAUUGGGAGCGCUUGUGAUUGUGUUACUACAACAGGCCUAAAAUGGAACCUUGAUGGAAACAUUCUCAAGUUUGGGACACUUGUCAGCACUUCAAACACAUAUGACGGCUCUGGGGUAGUGACCAUUGAAACCGACAAGCCUUUGCUUUGGACAAUGGGCAUCCAAGAAAAAGAAAGUGCUUAAGAGGUUACCACUGCUACUUUUGUUCAGAGCCUUAAACUGAAAUCUCCCGCAGGCCUUCAACUAAUAAUGCAAAUAGAAUUGUGUGACUGACCUUACAAGAUCAUUGUACAUUUUGUCAUGAAUUUUACACACUUGUCUUAGUUUGCCACAUCAGCUACAGGCAUUUUAAGAAAUCUCUUCUUGUGGGAACAAUUUUGUAUUUUUUAAAAAUGUGUUUGAUUGAAUAUAUACAUGUGAAGUUGCUUUUUAAGGUUUUGAAGGGGAAAGCUUAUAAGCCAAAAUAGAUUUUACUAAUACACUAUGCCUUCAAUAAAUGUAACGUGAUUUGCCACUAGCCUAGAAAUAAAUAGGACCUUCCUGAGACCCUUUCCACAAGUUACAAUACCAGUAGAACUAUGCAUAUAUCCUCCACUGUACACAUAUAUUUAUAUGUGUGUUUGCACACAUACUAGCAAGUAGUGCAAGAAGGAAGACUGGGAUGUACCUUCUGUAGUUUAUGUGCAUACACAUACACAGUCAGGGCGCAAGAGACUUCCACUCCCAUAAAGCUAUGGUGUGUGACUCUUUACUCCUAAACGCUGCUACUACAGUUCUUUCCAUCUCUUAUCCAUUGCCAGACUUUAUGUCAUUAUGAUGUAGAGGAAAUGUACAGCACGCAAAAUGCUCUUUCAGUGCAAGCAGAGAUCAAGCUCUUGUGCUUGAAUGAAAAGGUAAAGAGAAAACAAAGGAAGGCAUGCCUCCUAUUUCAAAUAUCCAUAUGGGAAACUUUGAAAUUACUUGUAAAUGAGGUUGUCAGCAUAACACAUGACAAUGUGUAUGUCAAUGAGAAAAUAAUUGGUCUAGUGCAAAUCCCAUUAAAUUGUCAAUGUAUACAUUAUGUAUAAGUUUUUUAACUUGUCUAGUGUGGGAUUGUUAGCCGCCUUAAGUCCCCACAGGGAGAAAGGUGGACGUAAAUAAUAAUAAUAAUAAUAAUAAUAAUAAGCGCCCCUUUGCUUAAAUCUGUAUGGACCACUGUAACACAUUUUUAGAUACUGCUUAUCAUACUUGCUAAAGUUGUAACUGUGUUUUUAAAAAGGGAAUAUAACCUAAUGUCAUGUGUUAUGCUAAUUCAUUUUUUUAAAUGUUAAUGUUGCUUUUGUUAUGGACAACAUAUGGAAGAGCAAAGAACUCAGUCUGUUUGAAAUUUUAAGUCAAACAUCAGAAAAGAAAUGAAAGUCAGAUCAGUUCAGUAGUUAACAUAACUAAGAUGGUACACAAAACUUCUGAUGUCUAAGCUUAUGUAUUCCAGUAAAACACUCAGAAUAUUUGAACUCUGAUGAUUCCCUGAAGAAAUGGGACACUGCAGCAGACAUCACUGGUCCUUACGUCAAGAUUUACACCAGAUAUCCCUCCCCCCAAUGCUUUGUACUACAAUUUGUACAAAAAAGAAUAAGAGAUCACAGAAUGUAUCAAGAUGUGCUUGUAUUAACUAAACAGAAUGCCGCAACAGUUGUUCUUUAAAAACUGGUUUAUACUGACAAACAAUAAAAGAUGAUUUAAAGCCAGAAA
Molecule: messenger RNA, 2475 nt
Organism: Anolis sagrei ordinatus
Lineage: Eukaryota; Metazoa; Chordata; Lepidosauria; Squamata; Anolidae
Source: RefSeq, a predicted model, not a curated record